Molecule: messenger RNA, 1758 nt
Organism: Aspergillus calidoustus
Lineage: Eukaryota; Fungi; Ascomycota; Eurotiomycetes; Eurotiales; Aspergillaceae
Source: the annotation of a GenBank genome assembly
AUGAAAAGAACAACAUGCAAUAUUAUAUAUUCAGCUUUGAGAUAUCGCGGCUUUUUUAUUCGACACCGCCAUCACUUUCGAGAAGCGGGGUUUUCGACGCACGCCGUUCAUACGGCACACCCUCCUGUGUUGUUGCAGCAGAGAGAGGAUGGGUCUGUUACUCAAGUGCCAGAGGAGACCUUCUUCCGGUAUACCAGGAAGCGAUGGCUAGUAAAUGAUUACGAGGAAAGAUCUAAGAGGUAUCGGAAGUUUGAUAUUGGAGAGCUCAUUGCUGCCGCUGCGCGAUCGGCUGGAGGGAUGCCGAAACAAUGCACGCAGAUCAUGAAAUUUCCAGAAGGGCAAUACAACAAAGCAUUUCUCUUGACAUUCGACGACAAGUCUGAGGUAGUCGCCAAACUGCCAAACCCAAACGCCGGACCACCCAUUUUGACCACCGCUAGUGAGGUCGCGACGAUGGAGUUUGUACAUCGUAUUAUCGGUAUACCGGUUCCGCGGGUUCUUGAUUGGAGUUGCGACCAAUUCAAUUCCGCCGGGUGCGAAUAUAUCAUCAUGGAAAAAGCAAGGGGUGUUCCGCUUGCCAAUUCGUGGUAUCAACUUCCUUCCUCAAGCAAGCACAACUUUAUAGGGCAGGUUGUUGAGAUGGAGGCGAAACUAACCUCGGUUUCGUUUCCCGCGCACGGAUGCAUAUACCACAAGCGGGACCUGCCAUCGGAACAUUCGCAGAAUCAAAUUCCGUUCGGUGAAAGCAACCUACACGAGUUCUGCAUUGGCCCUGUUAUAGAUCCAGUGAUUUGGUCGGAUCGCCGUUCCGAAUUGCAGUUAUAUCGAGGUCCUUGGCGCGAUAUUUCACAUUAUGCGAGGAGCUUAGGAGAAAAUGAGAAGUACUGGACCGAUCAAUAUGCUCAAUCACGCAUGAACUAUUACAAGAGUAACACCGAUCCCGAGAACCCGAGCGAAUACCUUGCGCUGGUUGAGAAAUACCUGCUUGUUGCUCCCUUCAUUACGCAAUCGCAAGCGGAUUCCCAGGAUAUCCUGCAGCCUACCCUCUGGCAUUCUGACCUCCACUUAAACAACAUAUAUGUCGACCUCGAUACUGAAACCAUCACAGACAUCAUAGAUUGGCAGAACACAACGACGGCUCCGCUAAUCUUCCAAGCCAAGAUACCACGAAUGGCUCGACAUAUAAGCCCACUCCCACUGGGCUGGCAUAUGCCUGAGAAGCCGGACAACUACAACGACUUGUCCCAGGAUGCCAAGUCACAAGCGGACGACCUAUAUCAGAGCGCCCUAUGCCACAAGUACUAUGAAGUGAUUACCGCGAAGAAGAACCCACGGCAUUAUGCCGCGUUGACCCAUAAUGACGAAUGGAAAGCGCCUCUUAUUCGACCUAUCAAAGCGAUUGGCGGCGCUUGGUCAUCGAGGGAAGUUUUCGGCCUCCGCUCAUCCCUCCUGGAGGUUGUGGAUCAUUGGACCGAAUGGGACACGCAAAGCAAAUGUCCUAUAUCUUUCACGGCGGAAGAAACAGCCUUGCACCAUGAGGAGCUGGAAAAUCGCGAAUACGUUGAACAGCUGAUGGAGCAGUUUCAGAACGCGGGACUCUUGCCAAUCGACGGAGUCGUCCAUCCUGAAGACUACGAAACCCUACAGCGCACAAAUGACACGCUGAAGACACGCUUCUUGUCCCUAGCUGAAAGCGAGGAAGAAACAGCGUGGAUGGAGAAGAUCUGGCCGUACCAAGACCCUCCGAAAUAUUCCUGA